AUGGCUGGUGGAGCGGCAGCAGUAAUUACGCGGGGGAGCGCGUUGCUGAAGGAAGGAGAAGGGCGGUCAGCCGGUUUUCACGGAUACCUCUUGUCUCGCACCCGACUCGUGUACACACGCUAUCAUAAUUCCCCUCCACAAGAAGUUAUCCGUCCCGGACCACGGUAUCGAAGAAUCUCUUUGCUGCGUGUUAUGUACAAGGUAUUGGAGCGGAUUAUCCUGGAACGACUAAUUAAACAUCGCGGAGAAACAACGCGAGACGAGCAAGCUGGCUUUCGUCCUGCCCGAUCUACGAUUGAGCAGGUGUUCAUCGUCAUGAGAGUGAUCGAAAUCUGGAAGUGGUAUUCGAAGCCAAUGCAAUUAGCGUUUCUCGACUUUGAAGCCGCGUUCGACUUUCCUCACCAGGGUCAUCCUCUCAACGAGCUCCACACAGAUGAACUACCAGGAAAGCUCGUUCGCUUGCUUGAUGACAUGAAUCAACGAACAACUGUUGCAGUUCCAACACCAGCCGGAUGUACAACACCAUUUGAAGUGGUAACUGGAGUAGGACAAAUGGCAGUGGCAGGAUCCUUCCUGUUCUAUUCCGCAAUCGACGGCAUCAUGCGAAGAACAGUAGAUCAGUGUCCUGCCAAUAUCAUUCUAGCACCAUCAGGACGCCCCUUGACCGAUUUCGAGUACGCUGACAAUGUUGUUAUAUACGCGGAAAGAAGUACGAAACUUCAACAUGUUGUCAACCUUGUAUCGAAUCUGGCUACAGCUUAUGGACUGCGUCUACGCCUUGGUAAAUGCAAGCAGAUGUGA
Molecule: messenger RNA, 801 nt
Organism: Necator americanus (New World hookworm)
Lineage: Eukaryota; Metazoa; Nematoda; Chromadorea; Rhabditida; Ancylostomatidae
Exons: 1
Coding region: 1-801 (266 amino acids)
Source: RefSeq, a predicted model, not a curated record